Procambarus clarkii (red swamp crayfish) is the source of this 2378-nucleotide messenger RNA. RefSeq names its product trafficking protein particle complex subunit 2-like protein. The record is from RefSeq and is a predicted model, not a curated record. Lineage: Eukaryota; Metazoa; Arthropoda; Malacostraca; Decapoda; Cambaridae. Gene Ontology annotation, biological process: endoplasmic reticulum to Golgi vesicle-mediated transport. Gene Ontology annotation, cellular component: nucleus; cytoplasm; TRAPP complex.
UCACCUAGUUGUGAUUGCGGGGGUUGAGCUCUGCUCUUUUGGGCCCACCUCUCAACUGUCAAUCAACUGUUACUAACUACUAUUUUUAUUUAUUGUACAUAAGAUAUUUUAGAGAAGCUUGUGUACCUAGUUAGUGUUGUAGUGUAGUGACGUUUUCUGUGGUGAGCUCCAGAGCGUCAACACAGCUGGUCGUCACCACAACAACAACACGACGUCAGCUGAGAGGAUCAUGGCCGUGUGUGUAGCUGUCAUUGGGAAGGAAAAUAGCCCACUUUAUGUGUGGGUUGGCAGUGGGCGAGAGGAACUUCAUCUUCACUACCUGGCACAUACAGGGUUAGAUGUUAUACAGGAGAAGGUUGCUGCUGUUAACAAGACUCCUGGAGACACAAGAGAGCUAUAUUUAGGGCUUCUCUAUGCAUCAGAAGAGUAUAAAGUCUUUGGUUACACUACCAACACAAGGAUAAAGUUUGUCAUCAUCACUGAUGCAGCCAAUACAACCCUAAGAGACAAUGAAAUCAGAAUGAUGUUCAGACGUCUGCACAAUAUGUAUACAAAUGUUGUGUGCAAUCCUUUUUAUAUUCCCGGAGAGCAGAUUACAUCAAGAGAAUUUGACAAAGGUGUUGGAGCUCUGGUAGCAGGUAAUUAAAGAAGCACGCAAUACAGUUUGCUUAAAAAAUUGCUCACUCCUGCCUCCGAAAUGUGAAUCUUCUGUGGCCAGCUGGGAUUACUGAUAUUAUUGAAUAUACAGUACUGUAUCCUGAUUUUCUCGUUUGAUACAUAUAUAUGUAUCCUAAAAGAUUUGUACAGUGUAUACAAGUAUUUGAUUGUUAGAAUAUACUCUAAUAAGGGUUUUAAAAUAAAGGUACGUACCUGUAAUGUAUAGUACAAUAUGGUUUACAAAUGUGACAAUUGACAUUUAAAGAUUACAAUUUAUUACCAUCUUAUGUAUUGUACACUAAUUAUUUUCUAUUGUAUCAUUAUCUUUUAUAUAUGUAUGAAUUAUAUAUAGUGGCAAUAUAUACUUUUUUCAUAAAAAAUGCAAAUUAAAUACUGUAUUUGUUAUAUUUUAAAUAUUGUAAUGUACAUCGUUAUUAUUUUUCCAUUGUUUAAGAGAACUAGUGUAUGGUGCAAUUUCCUUUUUCUGUUCAUAUAUUUAAUUAGUUUCUUAGAGUAAUUAUCAUCCAUCUUUGUUACUCUGUAUUGAGACAACAUGAACUUAGUGGGAAAACUGGUUAGAUAAGUAAAAAACAGGUGAAAGCCCACAUUACAUUUACAAAUAUACGUUUCACUUGUGCAUGGUUUCAUUGUGAGUGUAGCUACCAAGAGCUGUAAUACAGUUUACUGCUUGUUCAGCUGUUCAUUUAAUUGUGUUCAUCAUAUUAUUUCAAUUAUUUCUUGUUUGGGUUCUGUAAAGUCAGGUCUGUUUAUUAGGAAAUAAAAGAACAUUUAUUUUUAUCUCAUUGUGGUCAUUAGAUAUCCCAAAUCUAUAUUUUGUUAAAUGUUUGUAUUCAUUGGAUAAAUUUAUUUGAUAUACUUGACUUUGUUUUGUCAAUUUGUUUUGUAAUUGCUUAGAAAUAUGACGGGUAAAUUACACCUUUAAAUGCAUUAGUUAUUAAACAUAGCCAUAUAUUUUGUACAUAUUCAAGUGUGGUGUAAAGUACAGUACAUUAGCCUAAUUAGAUGCUUUAAUUAGGCUUUGUACAUGUUUUGGCUUUAGUUAUACAGUAUUUUAAAUUCUACAUUAUUUCAUAUACUGUAUUAUAAUGCUUUAAAAAUUAGAUACUUUUGCACAGGAGAAUAUUUUUUUUUUUUACAUGAUAUAGUAUCUUAUUUGUUCUGAAUAUACAUUUUUUUGUUAAAGCAGCAACAUCCUUAUUAAAUUAAUGUGCAUAAUUAUUUAGCAAAUAUAAUGUGUAGUAUUAAGCACACUAAUUCUAAGACAUUGGAAAUGCUUGAAGAAGUUUAAGAAUGUGCAAUUCCAGAUAUUGUGUGGGCCUGUAGACAAUCCCCCACAGUUCCACUGUAGGUAUCAUAGCAUGUGCACUUGUGCCACACAAGCUGUAAUAUCUACAGUAUUAUAUCUAUACAUACCAAUUUGUUUUUGUUUUCAAUUGGUCAGUAUGUGAAAAAAUUUUUUAUAUUAAAUUAAAAAAAAUCCCUUAGUAAUCCUGGAUUCUACUUUCAUGCAUUCUACAUUCAUUUGCCUUUUUAAAUGCUGUAUUGUAUAGCCUACUUCAAGACAACAGAGCUUUUCCCAGCUGGUGGGCUAGAAGGCAGAUACAGAGAACAUUGCCCUGCUCCAGCUACGUUAAUGUCAUUUAGGUGUAUUGUAACACAUUCAGAUUUAAUUUCUUACAAUACAUUUCUUUCUCUAGCAA